This is a messenger RNA of Mesorhabditis spiculigera, 1389 nucleotides long. Lineage: Eukaryota; Metazoa; Nematoda; Chromadorea; Rhabditida; Rhabditidae. The record is from the annotation of a GenBank genome assembly.
AUGAUAUCUGAAGCUAUGGAUAUCGGAUUUCAUCUUGCCAAUGGACAGAACGACGCGGUGAUUCCGAUGGAUCUGUCGAAGAAGAGGGUAUCGGGGAUCGAUGAGGAGAAGCCCGUUUUGGAGGAUCGAAGCAAUUUGUUUCUGCAAUUGGGCAUUGCUCCUCAUCAGAUCCUGUCCCUCUACGCCCAACUAUCCGGCCGAACCGCCACCGAAACCCCCCAAGAGAGUGAAGGGCCAACGGUUGAUGAAUGCAGCCCGCCCGGAUCGUCGAGUCCGGAAAGUCGGCAGGCUGAUGUCACCGGGUUGGCAUGUCCGGCUGAGGGAUGUUCCGAGACGUACCCAUCUCGAGCCUCCCUCCUCUGGCACGUCGAAGAAGCGCAUGCCGGGGAGAAGCUGAUGGAGUUCUUGCUCCGACCGCCAUUCCCUGGACCUCCCGGCAGUGGUCCACCCGAUGGUCUAUUCCCUCGUGAUGUAUUGGCCAAUGAAGAUGAUUGGGAGAGUCUGAUGGAAGUGUCUAAUACUGAUGAAGCCGAAAAAAUCCGAGCUUUGGUCGGCGACAAGCCACUCCCAACCACCGAUCCGAAUCAAUGCAUUUUAUGCCGACGGGUUCUCUCGUGCAAAAGUGCCCUCCAAAUGCACUACAGAACCCACACAGGCGAGCGCCCAUUCAAGUGCAAAAUCUGCCAGCGCGCCUUCACGACGAAGGGCAACCUGAAGACGCAUAUGGGGGUGCAUAGGUCGAAGCACGCGUUCCGCGGCGUGGGCAUGGGACCGCCGAUGCUCAGCCCGGCGCAGCAGUGCCCGAUCUGCCAAAAGAGAUUCCUCUCCGGCCAACAACUCCAAAUCCACAUCGCCGAACAUACGCAGAAGCUGAGCAACAACCCAUUAAUGCAUGGAGAUCGCCCGAAACUCCCUCAAAUGCCACAAGGCAAGCAUCAAUGUGGCGUCUGCUUCAAACAUUUCUCCUCUUCAUCGGCAUUGCAGAUCCAUAUGAGGACCCAUACUGGUGAUAAACCGUUCAAAUGCGAAGUGUGUGCCCGUGCCUUCACAACCCGUGGGAAUCUGAAAGUUCAUAUGGGGACCCAUAUGUGGCAACAAUCGCCAUCACGAAGAGGCCGUCGUAUCUUCGAUGCAAAUGGAGGGCCAGAGACAAGUCCUCGGCCAUCUCUCAAUGGCCCUGGAGGGCCAAUGGUUGGCCCAUUUCCAUUCCCAUUUCCGGGCCCUUCACCUGCUGGCGCUUCGAUUGAUGUCAUGAUGAUGUUGAUGCGGACUGUUUGUUCCGUUUGUCAAAAGGUAUGCGCCACCCCGGCCGAACUUGAGCAACACCUGAAGGGUCACCUCAGCGCCCUGGCCCCGCCCGGAAAUGAGGGCAGUACAGCCACCGCCAGC